Macrosiphum euphorbiae (potato aphid) is the source of this 1551-nucleotide messenger RNA. The record is from the annotation of a GenBank genome assembly. NCBI's taxonomy places the organism in Eukaryota, Metazoa, Arthropoda, Insecta, Hemiptera, Aphididae.
AUGGAACAACAAUUAUGGAUAUGGAUGUGGUGUAGUAUUGUAUUGCUUCUAACAACUUGCAGUUGUGCUAGCCGCAAAAAAUACGAAGAAACCAAAUGCCACUAUUACAACCAAUCUUCUUGUGACAAUACUAAAUAUGAAAAAGAUUGUAUUAGUGCUAUUCAAAACUGUAAAUCUGGAGAAAAUGAUAAACCAUCAUAUUGUUAUGCUGUUUGGACGAAUGAUACCAUGACGAAUAAACUAGAAAUUAAGCUUAAGGGUUGUUUUUUAAACAAUGUUGAAUGCCAAGGUCAAAAACAAUGCAAAUACAAAAAAGAAGAAAUGAAACCUAAUGGCUUAAUGUUUUGUUGUUGCGAAGGUGAUUUUUGUAAUUCGGAAAUUAUGUGGGAUCCUAUACCUACAACUCCUCGAAUAGAGACUACAUCUGCAAAACCUUUACGUGAUGAAAAUGAAUUAAUACAUACUAUAGUGUUUUCUACCAUACCUAUGGUAGCUGUUGCAAGUAUGUUUCUAUUUGUCUAUUGGGUUUACAAACGAAGAAAAAUACCUCAAUUUUCUCAUGUUCCGUCGUCUGAUAGCUCCCACUUAGGAAAUUGUUCUCCAAUACUUAGCAAUCGUCCAAUACAACUCGUUGAAGUGAAGGCAAGGGGUCGCUAUGGUGCUGUUUGGAAAGCUCUUCACAAGAAAGAUACAGUAGCUGUUAAAAUAUUCCCUCCUCAAGAUAAAAAUUCAUGGUUGGUUGAACAAGACAUUUAUCAAUUACCACACAUGCAACACGAUAAUAUGCUAUCUUUCAUUGGAGCUGAAAAACAUGCUAGUGUUAUUGAAGGUGCCAAAAAUGAAUAUUGGUUGAUCACCGCUUAUCAUGACUAUGGAUCAUUAUGCGACUACUUAAAAAAUAAUAUACUAACUUGGGAUCAGCUUUGUCAUAUUGCCCAGUCUAUGGCUAGGGGUUUGAUGCAUUUGCAUGAAGAGAUUCCAUCAGAACGUGCAGAUCAGUAUAAGCCAGCCAUUGCUCAUAGAGAUUUUAAGAGCAACAAUGUUUUACUAAAACAUGAUUUAACUGCGUGUAUCGCUGAUUUUGGUCUCGCUUUGGUUUUUCAGCCUGGCAAGUCGUGUGGUGAUACACAUGGGCAGGUUGGCACAAGAAGAUACAUGGCACCAGAAGUACUAGAAGGAGCGAUAAAUUUUUCCAGGGAUGCGUUUUUAAGAAUAGACAUGUAUGCAUGUGGAUUGGUACUAUGGGAAUUAGCAACCAGAUGUACAGCUCAACAAGGUGCUAUACCAGAUUAUAGGUUACCUUUUGAAGAAGAAGUUGGACAACAUCCAUCUUUGGAAGACAUGCAAGAAUGUGUAGUACAUAAAAAACUAAGACCUGCUUUUAAAGAUAGCUGGAAAUCACAUCCAGGUUUAAUAGCUCUGUGUGAUACAAUGGAAGAGUGUUGGGAUCAUGAUGCCGAAGCUAGGCUGUCGGCAUCAUGUGUAAUGGAACGCAUUACAUGGCAAUGUCGUCAAUAUAAUGGAACAGCUGUAACAUCGUUAGCACCUUAA